Messenger RNA from Podarcis raffonei (Aeolian wall lizard), 2841 nucleotides. RefSeq names its product gap junction protein alpha 5 (gene GJA5). Lineage: Eukaryota; Metazoa; Chordata; Lepidosauria; Squamata; Lacertidae. The record is from RefSeq and is a predicted model, not a curated record. The transcript has 2 exons. Gene Ontology annotation, biological process: cell communication. Gene Ontology annotation, cellular component: connexin complex. The coding region runs from base 330 to 1439 and encodes 369 amino acids.
GGGAGGCAGAGGAAGUGCUCGGCUAGAGCCAAGUCACUGCUUACAAUAAAGCCUUCUUGGGACCACAUUUAUAACCCAAUCCACCACGAUGACUCUAUAGGAGCCCGACAGCUGCUGGGGCAUGUCACACGGCACUCAGAAGCUAGGAGACCCUACAGCCUGCUUCCUUCAGGUUUUUUGGGAACCUCCUGGCAGCUGCCUGAUAAGAAGACGUGCUGCUCUGACACUCUUCUGAGAUUUGUUUAUCCAAUCUGAAGAGUCCUCCAUCAGACAAGGAUCCCUCCUGGAUAUACAAGCAGAGAAGAGGCCAGUCUCUCUGCUGAGCCAAAAUGGGUGACUGGAGCUUCCUAGGAGAAUUCCUGGAGGAAGUCCACAAGCAUUCCACAGUGGUGGGUAAAGUCUGGCUGACCGUGCUCUUUAUCUUCCGGAUGCUUGUCCUGGGCACAGCCGCAGAGUCUUCGUGGGGAGAUGAACAGUCCGACUUCAUGUGUGACACCCGGCAACCAGGUUGCGAGAACGUCUGCUACGACAAAGCUUUCCCCAUCUCCCACAUCAGGUACUGGGUCCUCCAGAUCAUCUUUGUCUCCACCCCUUCCCUGCUGUACAUGGGACAUGCAAUGCACACAGUGCGCAUGGAGGAGAAGAGGAAGCUAAAGGAGGCCAAAGAAGCGUCGACAGCAAUGCAGAGCAAGGGAGAUUCUUUCCACCAGCAGGAGUACCAAGCGCCCGAGAAGGCGGAGCUGUCCUGCUGGGAUGAGCCAAGUGGGAGGAUCAUUCUUCAAGGCACUUUGUUGAACACCUACGUCUGCAGCAUUUUAAUCCGUACCACCAUGGAGGUAGCAUUCAUCAUUGGGCAGUACAUGCUGUAUGGAAUCUUCCUUGAGACGCUCUAUAUCUGUCAACGGAAGCCUUGCCCCCAUCCAGUCAACUGCUACGUCUCUCGGCCAACUGAGAAGAACAUCUUUAUCAUUUUCAUGCUGGCCGUAGCAGCACUCUCCCUGUUCUUAAGCCUGGCUGAACUAUAUCACUUGGGGUGGAAGAAAGCCAAGCAGAAGUUCUCCCCUUCUUACAAACGCAGCCCCAGCCCAGUCGCCAGCAAACUGGAAACGGACCCCCAAGCAAAGAUGACCCAAAGCUGUACCCCUCCUCCAGAUUUUAACCAGUGUUUGGCCAACCCUGGUGGAAAAUUUAUCAGUCCCUUCAGCAACAAAAUGGCCUCUCAGCAGAACACUGCCAAUUUUGCAACGGAGAGGGUUCACAACCAAGACGACGUAGACAGGGAAGCUCCAUUUAUCCAAGUUAACUAUUCUCAGACUUCGGAGGCCGCCAAUAGCUCCACACCCACCCUGGUUCCCAAUGGCUACUUCCACGACAAACGUAGGCUCAGCAAAACCAGCCGCGCCAGCAGUAAGGCUCGCUCUGAUGACCUGUCUGUGUGAAUUGUGUUCUGUGGGGGCAACAGGAAGGGAAGACUCUCUGAUGUGACAAAAACUUGCAGUGUAGAUUUUGAAACCCUGGCAGUCUGGGGUCCAAUCAGCCAGUUCAACUCAUUAAGUGAAUGCCCUGGCAUAUUGCAAAAAGUUUAUGUCCAAGCUUAUUUCAUAAUUUGAGUUUGUUAACAUACAGUCAGAAAGGAGAGUGGUCUAUUUCAAAACAAAUACUAAAAUAAGCUUUAGUUACUAGAGAAAGGACUGAAGCUGAUGUAUACUUUGAGUAGAUAUCACUCUACACUUAAACCAGUAUAUUCAUUCUGAUUUUUCCAAAGAAUGCAGGAGUGAUAAUAAUAAAAAUAAUCAUUUUAUUAUUUAUACCCUGCCCAUCUGGCUGGGUUUCCCCAGCCACUCUGGGCGGCUCCCAACAGAACACUAAAAACAGAAUAAAACUUCAAACAUUAAAAACUUCCCUAAACAGGGCUGCCUUCAGAUGUCUUCUAGAAGUCAGAUAGUUGUUUAUUUCCUCAACAUCUGAUGGGAGGGCUUUCCACAGGGCAGGUGUCACUACCGAGAAGGUGACAUCUUUAGUGGAAGUCCCAAGCCCUUUCAUAAAUCCCUAUAUCACUAUAAAUCCCUGGAUUUCUUGAUUGGAUUUAUGAUGGUUUCAAUUUGCAGUGGCUUCAGUUGCUAUUUUGGACAAAUCCCUAAACUAGCAGACCCUAACACUCUGCUAUUUAAUAGGGAGGUGCCAUUGAUUGUGACAUCCACUAUAUCUCUCCUCUCAAAUAAAGCAGAGACACUGACUUGCUGAGCUAAACAUUUACUUCCCAGAUGAGCCUGGUUUCUUAUAUGCAGCACUGACCUGAUGACUAUGAGCCUCUGCUCUUCCACUUCUCCACUUCUCUUCUAGCAGUAUUUUCAGACAUUUUGCAAGCACACCAUGGGGCAGCUUCCCUUUUCCUGGAAAAGUGAAAAAUAAAGUGGUCUUUCCUUCUCAUCUUUCCACUGGACCCCACAUACUAUUCCAGCUUGCCCUACUUAUGCCAAGUAAAUGUGCAAUGAAUUCUACUUGAAUUUUUGAUAUGUCUGUAUAUAACUACUUUAGAAUUUGAAUAGCCUCCUAGAUAAAGACUAGCUCUGUAUGACAGUAACUGAAUAGACUUAUUAGAGUUGUUUCAACAGAAAUAUUUACUCAAUGGAAACAAUAUUUCCCAUGGAAAAUAAUACUUCAAUGAGAAACAUGAAGAAAUAAUACUUUAUUUCUAAUAAUGAGAAAUAAUACUUUAAUGAGAAGCAACCCAGUGUGGGGAAGCACAUUCAUAUUUUGUAGUUUUUAAAAUUUUGUACUCUUUUUAAUCCAUUCUUACUUUUAAAUUUAGCAGUGAUGUGUUUGUUUGUUUGUUUGUUU